AUGCCAUACGAUGACUUCACAGAAAUGGAAUACCUUAAGACGAUGCUGGUAAACAGGAUAUAUAUUGAAGCACAAAUUCGAGAAAUUCAAGGAAAAAAGCCUGCUCUUGAUGAAGCACAAGGAGUAGGCCUUGAUUCCACAGGAUAUUAUGAUCAAGAAAUUUAUGGUGGCAGUGACAGCAGGUUUGCUGGAUAUGUCACUUCUAUUGCAGCAACUGAAUUGGAAGAUGAUGAUGAUGACUACCCUUCUACAAGUUUGCUUGGCCAGAAGAAGCCAGGGUACCAUGCUCCAGUGGCAUUGCUUAAUGACAUACCACAGUCUACUGAACAGUAUGAUCCUUUUGCAGAACACCGCCCUCAAAAGAUUGCAGAUCGGGAAGAUGAGUACAAAAAGCACAGGCGGAUGAUGAUAAUUUCCCCUGAACGUCUUGAUCCUUUUGCAGAUGGAGGGAAGACACCAGAUCCUAAAAUGAAUGCCAGAACAUACAUGGAUGUUAUGCGUGAACAGCAUUUAACAAAAGAAGAGAGGGAAAUUAGGCAACAACUAGCUGAAAAAGCUAAAGCUGGAGAGCUUAAAGUCGUCAAUGGAGCUGCAUCUCAGCCACCUUCAAAACGCAAACGGCGUUGGGAUCAGACAGCUGAUCAGACUCCUGGUGCUACACCUAAAAAAUUAUCCAGUUGGGAUCAAGCAGAGACUCCUGGACAUACACCAUCUCUGCGAUGGGAUGAAACUCCAGGCCGUGCAAAGGGUAGCGAAACUCCUGGUGCCACCCCAGGAUCAAAAAUAUGGGAUCCGACUCCCAGUCACACACCAGCAGGAGCUGCAACACCCGGGCGGGAUACACCCGGUCAUGCAACACCCGGCCAUGGAGGUGCCACUUCCAGUGCACGUAAAAAUCGGUGGGAUGAAACACCUAAAACAGAAAGAGAUACUCCGGGACAUGGCAGUGGAUGGGCUGAGACACCUCGUACGGAUAGAGGUGGUGACUCAAUUGGUGAGACACCAACCCCAGGAGCAAGUAAAAGAAAGUCACGAUGGGAUGAAACACCUGCUAGCCAGAUGGGUGGCAGCACUCCUGUUCUGACACCUGGCAAAACACCCAUUGGUACACCAGCUAUGAACAUGGCAACUCCUACACCAGGUCACAUCAUGAGCAUGACUCCUGAACAGCUGCAGGCUUGGCGUUGGGAAAGGGAAAUCGAUGAAAGAAACAGACCGCUUUCUGAUGAAGAAUUGGAUGCUAUGUUUCCGGAAGGAUACAAGGUUCUUCCUCCACCAGCUGGUUACGUACCUAUUCGCACUCCAGCUCGUAAGCUUACAGCAACUCCAACACCUUUGGGUGGUAUGACUGGAUUCCACAUGCAGACAGAAGACCGGACUAUGAAGAGUGUUAAUGACCAGCCAUCUGGCAAUCUUCCCUUCCUAAAACCAGAUGAUAUCCAAUACUUUGAUAAGCUGCUGGUCGAUGUUGAUGAAUCAACUCUGAGUCCUGAAGAACAGAAGGAGAGAAAAAUAAUGAAACUACUUCUGAAAAUAAAGAAUGGCACACCUCCCAUGAGAAAGGCUGCGUUGCGACAGAUCACUGAUAAAGCUCGGGAAUUUGGAGCAGGGCCGUUGUUUAAUCAGAUCCUGCCUCUGCUGAUGUCACCAACACUUGAAGAUCAGGAGCGUCACUUGCUUGUCAAAGUCAUCGACAGAAUUCUUUACAAACUGGAUGACUUGGUCCGACCAUACGUACACAAGAUCCUUGUUGUCAUUGAACCACUGCUGAUUGAUGAAGACUACUAUGCUAGAGUGGAAGGCAGAGAAAUUAUUUCAAACUUGGCUAAGGCUGCUGGUUUGGCAACAAUGAUCUCCACAAUGCGACCUGAUAUUGAUAAUAUGGAUGAAUAUGUCCGAAAUACAACAGCUCGAGCCUUUGCUGUGGUUGCCUCUGCUUUGGGCAUUCCUUCUCUGUUGCCCUUCUUGAAAGCUGUCUGUAAAAGCAAAAAAUCCUGGCAGGCGAGGCAUACUGGCAUCAAGAUUGUGCAACAGAUUGCUAUUCUUAUGGGUUGUGCUAUCUUGCCUCAUCUCAGGAGCUUGGUUGAAAUUAUCGAACAUGGUCUGGUGGAUGAGCAGCAGAAAGUCCGCACCAUCAGUGCUUUGGCUAUUGCUGCCUUGGCUGAGGCAGCUACUCCCUACGGUAUUGAGUCGUUUGAUUCUGUUUUGAAGCCUUUAUGGAAGGGUAUACGUCAGCACAGAGGAAAGGGUUUGGCUGCCUUUUUGAAGGCUAUUGGUUACCUCAUUCCACUCAUGGAUGCUGAGUAUGCAAACUAUUAUACCAGAGAAGUCAUGCUAAUCCUUAUCAGAGAGUUCCAGUCUCCUGAUGAAGAGAUGAAAAAAAUUGUGUUGAAGGUCGUAAAGCAGUGUUGUGGUACAGAUGGUGUUGAAGCAAACUACAUUAAAACAGAAAUCUUGCCACCUUUUUUCAAACACUUCUGGCAGCACAGAAUGGCAUUGGACAGAAGAAAUUACAGACAGUUGGUUGAUACAACUGUGGAGCUGGCAAAUAAAGUUGGAGCAGCAGAAAUUAUUUCUAGAAUUGUGGAUGAUCUGAAAGAUGAGGCUGAACAGUACAGAAAAAUGGUCAUGGAAACAAUUGAGAAAAUAAUGGGAAAUCUGGGGGCAGCAGAUAUUGAUCAUAAACUGGAAGAACAACUUAUUGAUGGAAUCUUGUACGCCUUUCAGGAACAGACCACAGAGGAUUCUGUGAUGCUGAAUGGUUUUGGCACAGUGGUUAAUGCUCUAGGCAAAAGAGUUAAACCCUACUUGCCACAAAUCUGUGGUACAGUUUUGUGGCGUUUGAACAACAAAUCGGCUAAAGUUAGGCAGCAGGCUGCUGACCUGAUCUCUCGUACUGCAGUUGUCAUGAAGACUUGUCAAGAGGAAAAGCUGAUGGGACACUUGGGUGUUGUGUUGUAUGAGUACCUGGGUGAAGAAUAUCCUGAAGUACUGGGCAGCAUACUUGGAGCUCUUAAGGCUAUUGUUAAUGUUAUAGGCAUGCACAAGAUGACACCACCCAUCAAAGAUCUGCUGCCACGGCUUACACCUAUUUUGAAGAACAGACACGAGAAAGUACAGGAAAAUUGUAUUGAUCUUGUUGGGCGCAUUGCAGACAGGUAAGCUGACUGGCAGCAAAGUGUUUGA
Molecule: messenger RNA, 3186 nt
Organism: Tauraco erythrolophus (red-crested turaco)
Lineage: Eukaryota; Metazoa; Chordata; Aves; Musophagiformes; Musophagidae
Source: RefSeq, a predicted model, not a curated record